AUGGUCCUGCGCUUCACACGCACUGCUGGGAGGGCGGGGGUGACAGGGCCGGCCCGCACUGCGCCCCACCCGUCCAUCACACCGGGGUGCUGUAGCGAAGACGGCAGACUGUGCAGGGAGCAGGAGACCUCGGCUCUCCCAGAGCCCUGGGAGCCAGAAGUCCCAGCCAAGGCGCUGGCGGGCCUCUGUUCUCUCUGCAGGCUCUGCAGGAGCAUCGGUUCCCCGCCUUUCUCUGAGCUCCUGCUGGGUGCCCCGGCUUACAGCUGCAUCAGUGCCGGCUCCCCGCCCGUCCUCCUGGCGUCCCCUGGCUGUCUCCUCAUGCGCGUCUCGUGGUGA
Molecule: messenger RNA, 336 nt
Organism: Rangifer tarandus platyrhynchus (Svalbard reindeer)
Lineage: Eukaryota; Metazoa; Chordata; Mammalia; Artiodactyla; Cervidae
Source: the annotation of a GenBank genome assembly